Cladophialophora psammophila CBS 110553 is the source of this 2463-nucleotide messenger RNA. RefSeq lists its product as uncharacterized. The coding region runs from base 1 to 2463 and encodes 820 amino acids. The transcript is spliced from 2 exons. The record is from RefSeq and is a predicted model, not a curated record. NCBI's taxonomy places the organism in Eukaryota, Fungi, Ascomycota, Eurotiomycetes, Chaetothyriales, Herpotrichiellaceae.
AUGUCUUUACCAAAGUCUCCACGUCUAUACGACCCUAACAAGCGAGGCAAUGCCCCCCGCAUCCCAAAUGCCACCUGGGAAAAGUUUCGGAAGGAGAUCACGACACUUCAUCAUGAAGGGUACUGGAAGCCGAAAAUACUGGAAGUAUUGAAGAGCAUGGAAUUCGAGCCUUCAUAUUACCAGUUGAGGCGCCGAAUGGAAAAAUGGGGUCUGAAUGCGCACACAGACGAGGCGACAUUUGCAGAUCUGUCAAUGGCUUCAACCGGUGCUGUUACAGGGAGCAAUCUCGAGAACGGCAGCUCCGUCGAACAUUACAUGAUACCAGAUCAUGCAUCGGUCGUCACACCUAACACCGCUACGGCGCUAAGCUCACAGGCAACCUCCGACGUCCAAUCACUACCUCAGCGUGGCUCCUUCGGGAUGCGACGUGACCACACAUUCAGAGAGACAGCAGACCAGACUAUGCCAGCGGAACAGAGCCCCUCACCUUAUGGAGGCUUAGAAGUCGAACAACUAGCCGCGCGGAUUGAACCAAAAGCCAAUUCUCUUACCAGAAACUCAUUGGAAAUGCCUCCUCCGCGGCCGACAGGCGCUCCUUAUAUCAAUCCGCACGACAUUAUUUCGUCUCCAUCCGAACGUUCAAAUGUCAACAGCGCUUGUUAUGAGAGGCGAUCAUCGCAGAUCUCUUCGACUCCACCUCUGACGCUCGCGGAGACUGCGUCAACAGACGAUGCAUCGAUAACCAACCGGAAGCUCAGUGAAGAGGUCCCCACUCGUUUAGUGGACCAAGCUUCAUCCUCACAAUCGACGCCCCCCAAUAGUUCGCGGGACUUUGAGUCUGAGCCAGGAUCUACGGCGACACCAUUUGUCACACCCAUAUCAAUUGUCAAGGUGAUCGAUAGCUCGCUGCUGCGUCUCUGGCCGGCUUUCGACGACCCGCGGACUCUCUCAGCAUCAGAUGUGUGCGAGAUCCAAGGAGUCGCUGCCACUCUCGCUGCUGCUGGCCUUUUCGAUGAUGCCUUCGAUUUGUUUUAUGUCGAGUACAAAUAUUGGCAGGCUUGCAUAAGCAACAUUUCAACUGACGAGAUAUACCCCCUAUUGGCUACGUCAGUCGACAACUCCACGCGGUGCAUGGUUACUGCAGCCAUCAAUUGCGCUCGAAACUCUAGACCCGGCCGCCGGGGAGAAAUGGCAUACCAAGCGCUGCUAAAUGUUCAAACCCUACUACAGGCGUAUGGCUUCGCUUACAGACUUGACAUGACUUUACUCAAUCUCUAUCUCUCAUACUUGUCGAAGAAGGAUCCAAAGUACACUGCGCUUGACAUGGCUGUCAGCUGCUUUGGAGAACGCUUCGCGGUCAUUCUGCCUGAGGUCCAGGAUCGCGAACACGUCUUUAUAACAAGUUCUCUAGCAAGCUCUCUGAAGGAAAUGCUAAGAGACGGUCUACCAAGUGGUACUUGGCAUAUAUCAUCACGGUGUCUCGAACUGCAAGCGGAAUAUCAUGAACAUCUGUCCGACUGUGAAGAAGUCAGGACCGCAAUGAGGACGAUACUUGAAUGGUGCAAAACUUUUGUCGAGAGGAAUAGGCGCACUCUUAAUAAAGCCGGCGCUUGCUCGCCUAUUGCUGCUUGGUCCCGAGUAUCUGCAGCCUGGGUUUUAUAUUGCUCCUGCGUCUUUGGCAUCUCCUCCUUCGACUCGCUUGUCCAGAACACAGAAUCAAUAUGUCAUGUGCCGCUAUGCACACAUGGGGUCAAGCCGUUAAAGCUUGACAUAUUACUGGCAUUGGCGGUGAUCUGUGAAAGUUUCCUACGCUCCGGAGCUGAGAAGACCAGGCGUCUACUUUUGGGGCCUCGGUUCGGUGAUUAUCUCCAGGGUGAGAUCAAUGCCUCGAUCACCAACUGGCCUGCACGGGGUCCUGACAUCGUUGGAGUCUACCUUUCACGGAUGGCCGAUAUUCCCACUGCGCCGAAAUGUCCAGAAGCAAUCAGUGGAGCAAGCUCGGUCUUAGUGAAGGAAUACAUUGUCGCGGCUUUUCGAACGCGCGAAUCUUCACUAAGAAUCGACCGCACGUCGUUCUCAGAGUCUGCUUUGUUGGCCUAUUCAUCACUUCAUAUACUUGGAGACAGCAUUUCACGAAACAGUAUAGCAGACUCUUUUCAUUCGUCGAUUAACAGCAUUCGGUCUUCCCUGAGCUGGGAUACCAAGCGAACGCUCGCACAAAUGCUCGAAAUCAGGGAUCGUCUGCGCCGGCCCAAGUCGGUGCUUUCAACUUGGAGCAAAAACACUAACAGUUCGACUGGAAUGUCAAUUGGUUCUCACGGAAGCAACAGCUUUGAGAAAGUCAGCGGGAUGCCGUCCUACUGCCCGGAUGUUGAUAUGGCUGAAGAUCCCUACUCAAGGGCUCUCGAAAACGAGGAUCUGAUGGUGAUCGACCGAAUUGACGAGGAGAUGGAGGAUGUUUGA